AUGAAUCACCAAAUUCAACAAGCUGUUGAGAUCGCUUUGAGUGGAACUGCAGAUCCAACUUUAAAAACUCAAGCUUUUGAAUUUAUUAAUCAAAUUAAAAGUACACAAGAAGGGUACCAAUCAUCUGUAAAUAUUUUAUUAAACGAUAAUAAUGGUUCAAUUAAUGAAGGUUUAAAAUUUUUUAUUUAUCAAGUUAUUCAUGAGAAUAUUGAAAAUUUAAACGAGGAUCAGUUAUUUUCUUUAAAUAAUCAGAUUUUUAAAAAAUUAUCACAAUAUAUAUCAAAUGAGGUACGAGAGCCACUGCAUUUAAAGAACAAAUUUUCACAAAUUUUUUCAAAAAUGUUCUGUAGUGUUUACUUGAACAUUAACACUAAUUUUUUAAAAGAUGUAUUAUUAUUAACUCAAUCUAAUAACCAAAUUGCUUUAGAUUAUUAUACAAGAAUAUUGAUUGGCAUUCAUUCUGAAAUUGGUGACAAAUAUAUUGUAAGAUCCCAAGAAUUUCAAGAUAGAGUAACUUUGCUAAAAGAUGCAAUUAGGAACAAUGAUAUGACUCAACUAGUUGAAUCUUGGAAAUCGAUAUUGACAAAUAGUUCCAACAAUGAUGAAAUUUUAGAUAAUACCCUCAAAAUUGUUGGUUCAUAUGUGACUUGGAUGGAAAUUAGUUUAUUUGUGUCACCACAGUUUAUAAAUACAAUCUUGAGCUUUUUGAAAAGUGAAAAGCAAAAAAAUACAACUUCUCAAACCAUAAUUGACAUACUUUCGAAGAAAAUGCCCCCAAAGAAUAAAUUAGAACUAAUUUCAUUGUUAAAUUUAACAGAUAUAAUUUCAUCAAUUGAUUUAAAAAAUGAUGACUUGGAAUUUAUGGAGAAUAUAUCCAAAUUGUUGAACCAAAUUGGUCUUGAAUUAUUAUUUGUAUUGGAAAAUGAUGCAACUUUAGUUGAUGUGGUCAAAACUCACUUAUAUAAACUUUGGCCGUUAAUCUUUACAUUUUUAGAUCAUGAAUAUGAUGAUGUUUCUCAAUGUACUUUUCCAUUCAUUCAACACUUUUUAUUUUUGAGUAAAAAGAUACCACAAUUAUAUUCCUAUGAAUUAUUAUCCACAUUGCUAGAUAAAAUAGUGUUAAAAAUGAAAUUUGAUGAUGAUGAUGAUGGUGAGGAUUUAGAUGAAUUGCAAGAGUUUAAUGAAUUUAGACAAAAAUUAAAAUUGUUUCAAGAUUCAAUAGCAAGCUUAAUGCCAACUUUAUUUAUUGAAAGAAUACCUGUUAUAAUUAAUGAUUCAUUAUUUGGUAAUACAACAAACUGGAGAAAUAUUGAAUUGGGUUUGUAUGAAUUAUCAAAUUUUUCAGAUAUUUUAAGAAAUAAUAUAUUGAAUAUUCCCAAAGAUAAGAUUAAUAAUAGUGAACCAUAUUUAAUUUUUCAAAAUUUUUUAAUAAAAUUGAUUAAUUCCACUUUUAUAAUUAAACACAAACAAAUUCAAUCAAUUUUUUUUGAAUUGGUUAUCAAACAUUAUUCAUUUUUAAAUCAACAAAAAAAUAGUGAUGAAAUUGUAAUUAGAAUUUUAGAAAUCUUUACAAGUCCUCUAGGUUUAUUUAAUGAAAAUGAAAAAACAAGAUUGAGAGUUUGGUAUUUAUUUUUUAGAUUUAUCAAAUUAACUAAGCCAAGAUUAAAUAAUGAAGUAUUGAUUGAAAAUAUUAUCACGAAUUUACAGCCUUUAUUAAUUAUAAAAGCCGAAUUACCAACUAAAGAUGAAGAUGAUGAUGUUGUACAAAAUGGUAAUUUUAGUAAUCAACAAUAUUUGUUUGAAACUAUUGGAUUAUUAAUUUCAUUAAUACCAGAAAAUUUAUCAUCAUUAAAACUGAAAUUAAUUGAUAUAAUUUUCCAACCAAUAUUUUAUGACUUGGAACAAUGUAUAACCAUGCAUAAUAAUAAAUCCGAACAACAACCACUUAUAAUUUUACAAGCACAUCAUUCAUUAAUGGCAUUGGGUACAAUAGCUAGAGGAUAUGAUUAUGAACAAGGGUUAAAAUUUUCACCUAAUAUCAUUGAAAAAGUUAAUAAUGCCGCACAAGUUGUUUUAAUCACUUUGGAAAACUUUAGUAAAUUUGAAAGUGUUAGAGAUUCAUCAAGGUUUGCAUUUGCAAGAUUUAUUCCUAUCUUAAAAAAUACCAAUGAUGUAAGUUCACAUUUAACAAAAUUGAUUACAUUGAUUUGGUCAAACUCAAAUUUAAAGAUGACUGAAAUUAGUGAUUUCUUGAGCUUUUUAGGUCAAAUUAUUCAUAAUUACAAAACUGAUGAAAAUAUUUAUCAAUUGUUGAAUAAUUUUUUAACUCCCUUAUUUCAAAAAAUCUUUCAUAUUUUAAACGAAUCUUUUGAAGAAGAUUCAUUAAGACCUGAUAUCAUUAGAGAUAAAAAUUUCCUUAAAAAAAGUUUAUUGACUUUAAUUCAUUCAAUAAUUACAAAUCAUUUAUCAAGUUUAUUAAUAACAGAGACUAAUAAACAAGAAUUUCCUGAAGUUAUGAGUAAAUUAUUUGAAUAUGCAUAUGAUUUAAAUGAUUCUGGUAGUUCAAAAUUAAGUAUACAACAAUUAACUCAUUUGGUUAAUAUAUUUGGUAAUAGUGGAGGUAAAAUUAAUGAUGACUUAGAUAAAUUUGGUCAAACAUUAUCUACUUCAGUUGAAGGUAUUGAUGAAUUUUUAAUGGAAAAAAUUGUUCAAUUAUCUUUUGAAUUACCAUUUCAAAAGCAAGAAUUUAAUCCAAGUGAUGCUCAAUAUAGAUUAAUUGCACAAGAUAUUGCAAUUUUAUUAAAAACUUAUCAAUUGAGAAAAAAUGAUGAAUUUUUAAAAUAUUUAUCUUCAUAUUUAAUUAAUAUGGGUUUAUCACAAGAUUUAACAAAUGAUUUUUGUAACAAUUUAAUUAAUUUAGAUUUAAAAGAUUUUAAAAAGUAUUUUGUAACGUUUAUAAAUAAAAUGAAGGGUGGGAAAUGA
Molecule: messenger RNA, 2982 nt
Organism: Insectozyma verbasci
Lineage: Eukaryota; Fungi; Ascomycota; Pichiomycetes; Serinales; Debaryomycetaceae
Source: the annotation of a GenBank genome assembly